Staurois parvus is the source of this 678-nucleotide messenger RNA. NCBI's taxonomy places the organism in Eukaryota, Metazoa, Chordata, Amphibia, Anura, Ranidae. The record is from the annotation of a GenBank genome assembly.
GGUCCUUAUAAAUAUGAAACCCCAUACUGUGAACGCCUGCGAGACUAUCUAGCAGCCAAUCUGGCUUGGAUGCAGGAACAAAUGGAGGUGCAUCAAGAUCAGGAUUACUGGCAUCAAGUUCGACUUGCACUGCUUCAGCUGAAAGGCCUAGAAGACAGCUACAAUGAAGUUAUUUCCUUUCCUUGGAAGACAUUCACACUAAAUCCCUUUGGGUUUUUGCUUUUUCAACUUGGUGGAGACCUAGAAGAUUUGGAAGCUGCUCUGAAUAAGUCUGAUGCUAAGAAACCGCUAGGCUCAGGAUCUUGCUCAGCACUCAUCAAACUUCUACCUGGCAAUAAGGAGCUUCUGGUGUCUCAUGUCACCUGGAAUACCUACCAGUCCAUGUUGCGGAUAAUCAAGAAAUAUACUCUUCCCUUUCGUAGAUCUCCAAAUGGGGGCCCUGUGGUACCAGGAUCGGUGCAGACAUUCUCAUCGUACCCAGGCGCUAUCUUCUCUGGUGAUGAUUUCUACAUUAUAAGCAGUGGUCUAGUUAGCCUGGAGACAACCAUUGGCAAUAGUAAUCCAGAUCUGUGGAAGUAUAUCACUCCAAAAAAUUCUGUUCUGGAGUGGCUACGGAAUAUUGUAGCAAACAGGCUAGCAACAGGAGGACAAGAGUGGGCUGAUGUUUUCACCAGGUUU